UUUCUAAACAAUGAUUUCAACAUCAACUUGUUUGUUCUUUGCACAAACAAGAAUUGUGAAGUGACAGGAAAAUGUUCAAAUAAUGUCUCCUGGUAGCCAUAUUGGUACUAAAGGGUUCAAAUGCCACAGAAUAAAUCUUUGCAUUGGGUUGCAUUAAGAUGACUAGUGAAGAUAAUAUAGAUAGAAAUCUGGGUGAGAAAAUGAUGGGAGAAGAGGUAAUGAGGACAGUGGAAUUCCUAAGAGGGAGAUUGCUUGCAGAGAGAGUUGCUUCAAGAAAAGCAAAAGAAGCAGCUCAACUUAUGGGAAACAAGUUGGUAUACCUGGAGACAAAGUUGAAAGAAGAGACUAAAUCAAGAAAUAAAGCUGAAAAGAGGCUUAAAUUCCUAAAGAAGAAGCUGAUGGAGUGCAUGAAUGUAUCAUUAUUAUAUGUCUCAGAUGAAUCAGAAAAUUCAAGCUAUGUGUCCCAUGGUGAGGUUUCAUCUAUCCCUUAUUCAAGCACCAAAGACUCACCAAAUUGCUAUCAAGAAAUGGAGAAAAUGAAAACAGGAAAUGAUUCCUCUGAAUCUUUAUCCGGGAAAUACGAAACCAAGGAGGCUGCAGGUGAUGCAAUUGAGGAGGAGAACAUGAUGAGUUCUUUAGGUAAAGCCAAUCUUGAAUUCAAUGGAAACCAUGAUCUCUCAAUGCCAGAUGGAAAUAGCAGGAGAACUUCACAGGAAGUGAAAGAAAUGGAUGCAGAAAACAAUUUGGUUAGAGAAGAGAAUGUGGAUGACUCAUUGGCUAUAGUAGCAGUAGAAAUGCUUAAGACAAAACAGACCAUUGAUCCAGAUGUUCUAGAUGAAACAGUAAGAGAGGUUCUUGGUUCUCUGAGGCGUGCCAAAGAGAAGCUUCAAAAUCAGAUGGAGAAGAAGGUUAAAGCAAUGUCUGUUGCCUGAUCUACCAUUUUCCAAUCCAUAAAGAAACAGGGCUAUAGGGCAAGUAGGCUUUGCAAGUUUGAAGCACCUUAUUAUAGUCAACAAACACUUACUGGUAAGUGGGAAUUCUAGUUAAGAGUACUGCACUGUUAAGAUUAAGUUAAGGAAAUAUUUUGCCACUACAGACUUAACUCAAUGAUUUAGUAGGCGAGGCGGUAGUGUGAGAUUAUAUCCAAAGUGGACAAAUCUGUGCACAAGCAUUUGACCUGUCUGCGUUUUGGGAGAAGUUAAGGAAAUAUUUAACUGCAAGGUCCAAGUUCUUUCUUUAAUUUUUCCA
Ipomoea nil (Japanese morning glory) is the source of this 1248-nucleotide messenger RNA. RefSeq lists its product as uncharacterized. The transcript is spliced from 4 exons. The coding region runs from base 159 to 932 and encodes 257 amino acids. The record is from RefSeq and is a predicted model, not a curated record. Lineage: Eukaryota; Viridiplantae; Streptophyta; Magnoliopsida; Solanales; Convolvulaceae.